AUGACGCAGACAGACAUAGAUACGUCGGGCUUUCCGACAGGGUACUUCGUCGUGUGCUCCAUAGGAUCGAACAGACUGCUAGAUGUAACCAUGGAUGACAUCGAGGACGGGACGGAGAUCGCUCUGUGGCCUGAGAAGGAGAAAUCGCUGGUCGAAAGUUUCCGAGACCCCGACACCAACAACCAGGUUUUCUUCAUCGACACCGCUGGUGCUCUCUGCUCUCGGUCGGCGGGCCAUGCGAUCGAUGUCGAAGGCGACCGUCUUGUCCUGCGUCACAGACGACCCGUCUCCUUUCCAUUCCCCAACUCGUAUGCACACCCUCUCCCCAAGUUCUCCUACUCUGCCAAAACAGGCGAGAUAAGCGUUCACUUCGCCUGCGAUCCCGCCUACCCCGGCCCCGAAACGGCUCCUUCAACUGCCUGGCAAGGUAAAACCUACCUGCUCACCUCGGUUCCUAAACGAAAACCGAGGACCAUCAUUGAUGAUGCGUCAGCCUUCAUUGCCUCGAACAUCCUAACGCCCAUCUCCUUCCUCACGGGAACCCAGGCGCCAGCGCAGGCCCAGCCUGACGAGGUCUUCGGCGCCGAUAUAGACCUCAAUGAAGAUGAGCUUGUGGAGGAGGAGAGAAGUGAAGAGGCAGAAAUAGACAACGACCCCGAGCUUGCAAGGAAAGUAAGGAUCGUCACUGCGCCCACUGCAGAAAAGGACAUGCUGGACCUGUUGUUGUCCGAGAAAGCAAGGAAUAGACGGAGGUGGGUUAUCUCUCCGUUGAGAACCACGAAUGCGAAGACACCAUCGUAA
Molecule: messenger RNA, 801 nt
Organism: Cyclocybe aegerita
Lineage: Eukaryota; Fungi; Basidiomycota; Agaricomycetes; Agaricales; Hemipholiotaceae
Source: the annotation of a GenBank genome assembly